AUGGUGUCAUUUGUGAAAUUAAUGCAAAUUAUUUCUAAUUGCACAUCAUUAGUAUCUAUAUAUAUUGAAAGGGCAGUGUUAGGUUUAUCAGUUCUGAAUUUACUCUGCUGGAGUCCUUACCUUCUCUUAAUUUUAAACAUAUUUGAAAAAAUGGUUGGUGACGUGUUAUUUUACAGUGUUGCACUAGCAUCGAUUAUUGGAUUAUCGUCAGCUUAUACAAUAUCAUUCAGAAGACCAUGCAGAGACCUAUCACCAGAAUGUUUAAGGAAAACAGUGCAGGCAGCCUUACCGACCAUUGCUGAUGGAAUCCCUGACUUAGGCAUCGAGUCUUUGGAUCCCUACGAACUGAAGAAGCUACAACUGAAACUACCUGGUGGUCUCAACAUAGCCUUUAGCAAUGGGUACGCUAAAGGAUUGAAGACAUGCAAUGUGGAUUAUGCAAGCUAUGGAGGAGGUUUACUUGAGACUCAGGUACAUUGUAAUCUGACUAUCAAAGGAAAGUACAGAUCUUCUGGAAGACUUCUAUUGUUCCCCAUAAAUGGAGAUGGAGAUUCCGUUAUUAAGUGCAGAAACCUUAAACUGCAUAGUCUUUUGCAACUGGGGUCAGUUGUAAGGUCAGACGGACGUCGGUACUUCGAUAUCAAGGAUUCCAGAAUCGAACACGGUUAUGAUGGCAGAGUCAAGUACAGCAUGACGAACCUGUUCAAGGGAAGCCCCGAAAUGAGUAACGCUGUCCUCGACUUCAUGAAUAACAACUGGAAAAUGGUGGCUGAAGAAUUUGGAACUCCUAUGGUAGAAUUCGGCGUCCAAUCAAUAAUGAAAAAUGUAAAACGACUUUUUGACGCACUACCCAUAGAUGAUCUUGAAAAAUUGUAA
This is a messenger RNA of Spodoptera littoralis (African cotton leafworm), 876 nucleotides long. NCBI's taxonomy places the organism in Eukaryota, Metazoa, Arthropoda, Insecta, Lepidoptera, Noctuidae. The record is from the annotation of a GenBank genome assembly.